Gigantopelta aegis is the source of this 2428-nucleotide messenger RNA. RefSeq names its product GDNF-inducible zinc finger protein 1-like. The record is from RefSeq and is a predicted model, not a curated record. Gene Ontology annotation, cellular component: nucleus. Gene Ontology annotation, biological process: regulation of transcription by RNA polymerase II. Lineage: Eukaryota; Metazoa; Mollusca; Gastropoda; Neomphalida; Peltospiridae. Gene Ontology annotation, molecular function: RNA polymerase II transcription regulatory region sequence-specific DNA binding; DNA-binding transcription factor activity, RNA polymerase II-specific. The transcript is spliced from 2 exons. Bases 998 to 2245 code for a protein of 415 amino acids.
AAAACUGAUGCAUUUUUCAUAUCGGAUCGUGUAAUUGCUGUGAUAGAUGGUCUAUUAAAUUUUAGGUUGAAUGGUUUAUGCCCAAAAGCAUUGAACGCCUGUGAUUAGUACUCGAACCUGGAAAGAGUUCCAACUCGUAAUCCCUCUAUUAGUCUAUAUAAAACGCUCUAAAGACUAACCCUAAAACUAACCAUAAUCAUGGAAAGGGGGUUACGGGUCGAACUCAUAUCUGAAAAGAGUUCAACUCGUAUCCCUCUAUAUCAAGGGCUCUAUAGACUAAAACUACCCUAACCAGGUCAAACUCAUGCUCUCAAACUUCCAGUUGAGGGUUUUGACAAAGCAAAAUUAAGACUCGUCCUUAAACGUUUACAUGGAUUUCCAGUGAUGUUUAAAAUAUGUAAAUAUCCGCCUGUACUAGUAUUUAAAAUUUAAUAAAAUAUGUCCCUCUCCUACCCUAUAAAAAAAUGUCUCCAAAAACCAACCUCGCACAGAUCUUUAUGACAACUCUAUUUUUCAUUUUCAUUUUCUAAUAAAGAAAAGAAAAGAAAUAAUCUGAUUUCUUUUAGAUUCAUUUGUGUGAUGGGUAUUAAAAAAACCCCAUGCAAAUCGUGAAUCAGCAAAUGCUUUAUAAAUAGUGACAGAAUCGAAAUUGCAUGACAAAAUAUGUGACAUUUUACUUUGGGUGGUGCAUGUUUGGUGCACAAUAAGCACCACUGUCUCACCUCGAUGACACUUGUUAAUGAAUGGUAUUAUGCCAUCUAUCAAAUGCAGAUGACCUAUCAGAUUAUGUUGUGACUUAUUUUCACUGGAAAGUCUCGGUAUGGAUUAGGCGUACUCCCAAGAAAAAGGAUGGUAUUGUGAAGCCAGAUCUUGAGGCGUGUCUGAUGAAGCAGAUCUGAGACAGUCCUACAGAUACACCCACCAGUGAAGAUUCCAGACUAGAUUAUCAACAGGACUUGCAGCCUGCUAAAGAAGGAUAGCUUGGCUAGUGCUUGGCAUGGAUGCAUUCCUACCGUCAGUUCUUGACAGUACUGCGGACAUUCUUGAAAAUUCCAAUUUAGCUCUAAAUAGCUUUUCUUCGGAUCUAGAUUCCACAGAAUUGCCAAUCACAAGCAAUGUUGACCUAUAUCUAGAAUGUGAAGAAGAUGGUGGAAGCGUUUCCAUGCAGCCUUGCAGUGACUUUUAUCUGUCUCAUGAAUUUAUUGGAGAAAACAUUCAGCUUGCAAUAUCCUUUCCAAAUCCAAGCAAUGACAGUGUUUCUGUGGAUGACUCUUUUUCUUGUACACUCUGUAACGGUACAUUCCGCAAGCAGACAUCAUUGUUUAAACAUUUGCAGGCAGCACACAGUGUAAGACAGAGUUAUACCUGUGAUGUUUGUACUUUUGCUACAACUUCUUCAAAGUUGCUCUCUCGACAUAAAAUGGGAAAGCACAGCCAUUCUAAAAUAAAAAAAUCCACAGCUGUCCUUGUAGACACACCAGAUUCCACAGUAAAAGUAACUUUGCUGUCUGACAAACGUUUUGCAAACACAUCAGCUGGAAAAGAUGCAGUUGGUCCAGAUAUCAUUGUUGACAGAAUCAUGGAAGAUGACAUGAUUGUUGCGAAAAAUGUGUGUGAUGAGAGAGAUAUAUUUUCUGUCAAGAGUGCACUUGUUCAAAGCAACACAUCUGUUCAUAAUCGGAUGACCAAUCACAUGGAUACAGCUAUUAUGUCUGAGUCUGAUACAAACAUAAAAUCAAACUCAAAUGGAGUAAUGGUAUCGGGUUAUGCUGACUCUGAAGUUAAGACAUUACUACUAGAUACUUCAUUUCAAUGCAACAUAUGUACAUACACGUCGAAUUCUAAACGGUUAUUAAAGUAUCACACUGACACAAUGCACAACCCUCAACGUGAGCUGUUUAAGUGUGUUCUCUGUAGCUACACGUGUAGACAGAAGCGGACGCUAGAUCUACACAUUGCCAAGCAACACACUGGAGGUGAAACCUGGACCUGUUAUCACUGUCAGAAAAAAUUCUUUUCUACAUCAGCACUAAAACGUCACUUAUCCAUUCACACUGAGGAAAAACCCUUUGUUUGUUCUCUAAAUUCAUGUUUCAAGGCUUUUAAAACAGCUGGUGCUUUAGGGGAUCAUAAACGGAAGGUACAUUCUGAACCAGUUAGACGUAACCUUAAUGGGGGUGGACGUAGAAGCUGGCAGCCAGAAGGAAAAAGACAAAGUAGUAUGUGCAUUUCCUGGGUGCGGUAAGGUAUUCAGAGACAAAACUAAUUUGAAGACUCAUCAGUGUUUACAUUCCGGCGAGAAACCACUCCGGUGUCCCUUAUGCUCAUUCCAGUGUGUGCAAAAAACCUCGCUGAACUAUCACAGCAAAAAGUGUCAUUGAGUUUAAUCAUUAAUAAUAUUUAAUAAUAAAGUAUCCGUCUAAAACCA